This is a messenger RNA of Staurois parvus, 854 nucleotides long. Lineage: Eukaryota; Metazoa; Chordata; Amphibia; Anura; Ranidae. The record is from the annotation of a GenBank genome assembly.
UCUAGAAUGACAUGAACCUCAAUGAGGAAAAGCAACAGCCUUUACGAGCAAAGGAUAUCAUGAUAAAAAGAGAGAUGGUCUCCCAGUAUCUACAUACAUCCAAAGCUGGAAUGAAUAAGAAGGAAAGUACCAGGUCAGCACAAAUGUAUAUCCAGGAUUUGAAAUCUGGACUUAAUGAUGCAAAUCUUCUGGCCUGUUUAGAAUCUUUGAGAGUGUCCCUCAAUAACAAUCCAGUCAGCUGGGUACAGAAUUUUGGUGCAGAAGGUCUUUCCUGUCUAUUGGAAAUCCUCAGGAGGCUACAAGAAGAUCAUUCAAUGUCUCGUGACUCUAAAAGUGAGCAUGAAAUCAUCAGAUGUUUAAAGGCUUUCAUGAACAAUAAUUUUGGAAUAAAAACAGUACUGGAGACAGAAGAUGGGAUCCGGCUUCUGGCAAGAGCCGUGGACCCCACAGUCCCUGCCAUGAUGGUUGAUGCUUUGAAACUGCUGUCUGCUCUGUGCAUUCUUCCCCAGCCUGAGGACAUGCAUGAACGUGUCCUUGAAGCACUCACAGAAAGAGCAGAGAUGGAUGAGAUGGAACGAUUUAAACCUCUUCUGGAUGGGCUAAAAAGCGGAACACCUGUAACACUCAAGGUGAGCUGUAUGCUGCUAAUCAACGCCAUGAUCAGCCAAGGUGAUGAGCUGGAUUUUCGUGUUCACAUACGCAGUGAAUUGAUGCGUUCAGGACUCAAUAAUUUGUUAAAGGAUCUGCAAAUUAUAGAGAAUGAUGAACUGAAGGUACAGCUUACUGUAUUCAUGGAGCACGCUGAGUAUGAUGCCGAUGACCUGCGUGGGCGUUUAGAUGACAUUAAAUUGGAG